ACUUUUUCGUCAGUUGUCCAUUGGGUGCGCGAGGAUAUACCUACGUCGCGGUCGUUAGUUCAUCCACGUUCUACAGCCGACGACUGUCAGUGGUGCGGUGAUUUAUGAGAUCCGAUCUUUAUGAUAAAUGGACUUCUGGAUGUCGAGCGCUCUUCGAUACUUUCCAUUCGAAGCGUAUUUCGAUCAUUGGGUUAAACUACCAUGUCGGGUAGUUGCAUACGAAGCCAAUCGGGAGUCGAUACGCAUAGUUACGUACAAAUGAGGAAGCCGAUUAAUCAUUUUUGCGGAUAGGGAAAAAGUCUUAUGGACAGAAGCAACAAAUGGCAAUAAAUACAAAUCGUCUGUAAACAGACAAUAUCAUUAGCUUCUAUUUGUACUCGCAAAAAAUGUCGAUGAAUGAAUCAGCAGUUAAUAAAAUAUUUAUAAACAUGGCAAAAUAAUUUUUUUAAAUUUAUUAAUAAAAAAUCGACUUCUUAUGUUUGCAAAGAAUUUUGUUACAUUUAAGUUAUCGCUUCAAUGAUUUCAGAUCAAAUCUAAGUAAUUCAUUUACCUUCGUAACAUAAUAAUAAUAAUUUGUCGCCACAAUGUAAACAGGCGAUUUAAUGAGAUGACAAAAAAUCUGACGACUAUCAAACUUAUUUACCACUUCUGUAUAAUAAAAUCGUCUUCAACGCAAUCUGAAUAAAACCUCAGACUGGUUCAGAGCUCAAGGAUAGAAAAUUAUACGGCCAAACGUAAUGAAGGCUAUGUCGUAAUUCGCAGACGGCCUUAAAUGUUUGUGCAGCGAAACGCUCGUAAAUAAAUUUAUUAUGGUUUUUUUUUCUUUUCUUGCGACUCAACUCGUUUCUUUCUUUCUUUCUUGUUAAUCAAGACAAUCCGGUUCUCUCUUCUCGCCUUGGAUAUGUUUCGCGAACAAACUAGCUAGCCUUAGUCUCGAUCUUCGACAAUGAGGAAGGAACGUCGAAGAGUGGCGAAAGAGAGCGGGAGAGAAACGCCGUUCUAGCAACGAAUUUCGGGCUGAAUAUUCUCAUCAGUCGUCGACGGGGAGCGCGACUGUGUCCGCAGUUUUGUUGUAUCGGCUUUAUGUAAAUGUUCGCAGUGGUGCAGUGACCUAAAGAUAUAUCUAUAUUGUCUUUUCGCACACGUUUCUUCAUUGAGUUUUUUUUAUUGAGAGAAUAUCCUCUCUUCUCGUUAUCUAUAUCCUCAUUUAUCUAUAAUUAUUAUUUAUAUCUGUCGUGCUAUAAACGUCAAAUGUAGUAAUUAACGUUAAAUGUAGUGAUUAACUCUCUUGGAUUUGAUGCAAAUCAUUAAUUGGUGCAAAAAAACUUGGAUGUAUAAUUUAAUAUAUAUGUGAAGAUUAUUCGUGUAAAAAUAAAUAAGACGGGAUAUAGCAUAAUUGCAACACGCGUUUUGAUAGUUGAUCUAAAAUAAAACUUCUUAUUUCAGCUUGAAAAAUCUCCAAGACUUUAUAAGUUAACGAUAUUUAAAAAAUUGCACGCAUUGCAAUACUGAAUCGAAUUGCAUAGAGUUGAGUUCAUCGAUUAAUUUGUAUUAGAAUUAUUUCUGUAAAAAAUUUUGAGACAUAUCCUACAAUUUAAAAAAGUUCAUUCUAUCUGUUUGUAUUAUAUAAUCCAUUUCGAAGCUACAAAAAGAAUCUCUGUGGUGAAAUUGUAUGGUAGAAUAUGAACAGUAAUUUUACUUUCAAUUUCAGUAAAAAAAAAAAAGAUGCGUGAUUCCGUUGAUAUAUAUCACGCAUGUAACAUGUAACUGAAUUAAAUUUGUGUUAUAAUGUGAAAAUUAUAUAAAUUUCUACGUAAUAUUAUAAUGAAAUUUCUAUGUGAUAAUGAUCUCAUAAUAGAGAACGGAAAUGACAAUAUUAGGCAAAUGUGCUUAAUUUCAUAUUCUCUAUUUCAUUGAUUUUUACUUCUCAUGAACACCUCAUGAUUUUUAUUCAGAAUAUAAUAUAUAAUUUUUUUAAAAUAUAUAAAUUUUUCAAAUUGGUACUUAUUAUAAACUAUAUGAGCUGAUUACAUAACUUUUAAUAAAAAUUAACAUUAGUCAUAAUCACACAAACAUAUUUAAAAUAUUUUGACAGUUAAUGAGUGACAGAUAGCCUCAUUAUUUACUAUGAUUAAUCAUUACGCAUGAUUAAACUUCAAAUUUAAUUUUCAUAAUUCAUUCAUAAUGUCUCGCGAAAAUUGAUUUAUGAACGCCUUUGUGAAGAUUAAAACUGGAAAAGAUGUACCUCAAAAGGAUAACCAAACAACAAUUUAACUUUCGAUUUUGUUUAUAGAGUUCAAACAUCUUCCUUUUUUACCUUCACGGUCAGCUUUCUCCGCGCAACUCUUUCAUUUUAUUAUCCUCGAAGCAUUACUUAGCUCGAAGCUUGAAAGCAGCAAAGAGUCAUGAGUUGAACUUAAAAAAAUUUUUCUCUCAUUUAUUGGUAGAAAUCUAUCAUAUAUCUCUCUUGUCAAUCGAUCGCUGAAUAGACAUACAUCUCGUGCUACUUAAUAAUUUGCGCGAUUUAAUUGGCAUACUUUUGUUUUAUUAAGAAGCUUAAUUGUUCAUCUGUAAAUAUUUCACUCAAAAUCUGUCAAUUUUUAAAGCUCACGGGGAAUAAAUGUCGUCACCGCCUGUUAUUGUCGUAUAACAACGUUGGUAGGCGAUGUAUUCUCCAAAAUCCACUUAUCGUCACGUGGCCACUCCGGCCACGUAUAUUUUACGAUGUCUCGUGGUCGUAACAAUGGUCGUAGCUGCGGCAACAUUUUUACAUAUUAACAAUUACAGGCCUAAACAAACAUUCCUUUCCUGCGAUAGGCCGUGUCAUCACUUGGAAUGGCCUAUGAUCUGCCGGGUGAAACUCACAUUAGAAGUCUUCCAAUCACUUAGCAAAUCAUGCGGCGAUUGUCCAUUGAAUCAGACCGCCUGCUUGGCCAAGCAUUGCGUUUCUGCGGAUGGACAGAGACGAGGCAUCCUUACGGCCAAUCGUGAAAUGCCAGGACCCAGUAUUCAGGUUUGUGAAAACGAUAUAUUAGUAGUGGACGUCAUUAAUCGUCUUCCGGGUAAAGCAGUAGCGGUGCAUUGGCGUGGACAAACGCAAAUGGAAAUGCCUUACAUGGAUGGUGCACCGUUGAUCACGCAGUGUCCGAUACCGAGUUACACCACUUUCCAAUACAAAUUUCGUGCUUCCAUACCCGGCACACAUCUCUGGCAUGCACACGCAGGCGCUGACGUCACCAAUGGCAUUUUCGGAUCAUUGAUCGUGAAGCAGGCUGACCUUCGGGAGCCCCAUCGCGCCCUUUACGACAUCGACGACCCUAAUCACGUAAUUCUGGUGACCCACUGGCAGCAUUCGCCGGAAGUAUCGUUUAAUCAGGGUCACACGAAACCGGCGAUUCUUCUGAUCAAUGGGAGAGGUCGUCAGCCUAGCGGACCCACGGUUCCCCUAGACACGUUCACGGUCAUCCCGGGACGACGUCACAGAUUCCGCGCCGCCAAUGCCGGAGGCGCCGGUGCAUGUCCGGUGACGCUUUCCAUCGACGGUCACACGCUUCUCUUGAUUGCGCUUGACGGACAUCCCAUCGAGGCGCGACAAGUUACCUCGAUCACAUUAGCAAAAGGUGAAAGGGCGGAUUUUGUUCUCAAAGCGAGCAAACGCGUCGCUUCCUAUUGGAUGAACGUGCACACGGCGAAGGAAUGCGGAACGAGCGCGAUAAAUGGCGCGGCCGUGAUCAACUACAAAGGCAGCGGUUCGGAAAUUCCGGCGACAACGGCGGAAACGAUCGAUCGGCAGGAUAUCGACGAGAUAGGGACGAACCGGUUGGCCAUGACGACAAAUCCUGCGGAGAAGUGUGGCGGGCAGGAAAGCCUCUGCGUCAUGGAUAUCCAGAAUAUGCGCAAAAUGCCACGAGCCCUGGCUAUGCCUCGCAUGGACGUGACGAUGUAUCUGCCGAUUAAUUACAAGAUGCAAGCAACGGAACUGAUAGGUAACAGCGGAACGGAAACGCGAGUGUUGAACGUGGACAACGCCACUUUCACGUAUCCGUCGUCGCCGCUGCUGAGCCAGGGUGGCGAUGUGUCGCCGGACAUGAUGUGCACCAACCACGAUGACGCCAACGAUGACGCUCGCAAUGAUAACAACGACACGUUGCUGCGACCUCGAUGCCGUCCGGUCGUCGGCGGCGGCCCGGGUGACAUGUGCGAGUGCGUACACGUGCGUCGCGUUCCGCUCGGAGCGACCGUCGAGAUAAUUCUCCUGGACCAGGGCGGUCUAGACGAUCUGGUUUAUCACUUACACGGCUACAGUUUUUACGUGGUGAGCGCAAGACAAUUCGGGCGAAGUAUGUCGCUGCAGGAAGUGAAGAAACUCGAUGAGAGGAAGCAACUGUUUAUGAGAAAUCUCGAUUGCGCGCCUGUUAAGGACACUAUCGUCGUACCUAAAUUCGGUGCUGUGGCGUUGCGAUUUAAAGCCGACAAUCCGGGUUAUUGGAUGUUGCGUGAUGAACAUGCGGCUGAUUGGACUCGCGGUUUGGACGUUGUUCUGCAAGUCGGAGAACCAAGCGACAUGAUAUCCGCUCCACAGGACUUUCCUAAGUGCGGAUCCUUCAUCGGACCCGACUAUUUCCUUAUGUAGACUGUUAUAAUCGCUUAAGCUUAAAAUGUAUAUAAUUGUAUAUAACGAGAUAGCGUUCCACCUACGUGGACUAAAAUUUACAAUUUUUUAAUUAAUAAAAUAUCGAAUUAUACAUCGACCUAUACAUAUAAAAAUUGUACUCGUCAAUUUCGAAUAAUAACCUUUCACCGUAUUUUCUUCUAAAUUCUCGCAUUGUAGAGACUUUUCAGCGGAAACUUGAUUAAAUGCCAUGCACACACACACACAAUUUCUAAAACUUUCCUAUUUUGAACUUUAACUAACUCGAUCUAACUUUGUGAUAAAUAAAUUGUUCCAAGAAUCUCUGUUAUUAAAGUGUAAUAUAUAACUUUAUAAAUUUCAAGUUUUAAUAACUGAGAGUUUCGAGUUACUCGGGUUAUCAUAAUUAUAAAAGAAACAUGUUUUCAGAACAUCAAACUAAAAUUCUAGCACGCGAUUUUCAGCCUUACAUGAUAUACAGAGUGUCCCAACCUUACUGUACCAUACAUUUAUGGGAGACUCCUAAAGUUAUUUGGAGACGAUUUUUCCUGAGCGAAACAUGUUGAGGAAGGUCAUUUUUUAAU
Messenger RNA from Nylanderia fulva, 5214 nucleotides. RefSeq names its product multicopper oxidase 3. The record is from RefSeq and is a predicted model, not a curated record. Gene Ontology annotation, cellular component: plasma membrane. Gene Ontology annotation, molecular function: oxidoreductase activity; copper ion binding. NCBI's taxonomy places the organism in Eukaryota, Metazoa, Arthropoda, Insecta, Hymenoptera, Formicidae. Gene Ontology annotation, biological process: iron ion transport.